AUGAGCCAUAAAUUACACACCCCACUCCGACGAAAUAACACGCUCGCUGCUCUCUCCGGCCAAGAAGACGAAAUUGUCGCGCUCGAUACUAUGCUACUGGGGCUGGAGACUUCGCAAUCUCGAUGCGGCGUAUCUGCCCUUCGCGCAUGGGGUCACCCAGUUAUUUUUGGUUACAUCGAUGGUGGCGAAGGGCGGCACGGCGUUCGUGGGAUGGUCGAGACGUCGGACCCUGUGUUCCUGAAGAUGGGGCUGGAGGCGAGGACGGGAGAGGGUACGCCCAUUACGUUCUUAUUCGAUCCGGAUGCGUUCAUUAGGAAAUGGACGGAGGAAAACCUGCCACUCAUCGCCCGUAUACUAACCCAUCGUAAACAACACAGGCUACUCCGCCACGAUCGACUCGGAAUGCGUGAAAUUCGGCAUGACCUGGCUCGCGGAGGGGAACUCGGGGAUUCCAAGAUGCCCAAGCUUCUGCGCCAUAAUGAGGAGGGCCCGACCGUGUUGAAGGGGAUACAGAGCGUGGAGGACGCCUUGGAUGAAUGGGAUUGUGGCAGAACACAAGUCGAUGGCUCGAUUCCCUCCUUCCUCACCCUCGAAGAGAUCGCGGCGAAUAAGGAGUGGGAUCCGGACGGGUUCGGACGUGUUGAAGGCGAUCGGGAUGGGGGUACAAGGGGUCUUGUUCGUUUGAAGGAGAUAUGGGCAAGGAAGAUGGAAGCGGGGUUGCUUUGA
Stereum hirsutum FP-91666 SS1 is the source of this 726-nucleotide messenger RNA. RefSeq lists its product as uncharacterized. Bases 1 to 726 code for a protein of 241 amino acids. The record is from RefSeq and is a predicted model, not a curated record. The transcript has 7 exons. NCBI's taxonomy places the organism in Eukaryota, Fungi, Basidiomycota, Agaricomycetes, Russulales, Stereaceae.